This is a messenger RNA of Gadus chalcogrammus (walleye pollock), 2074 nucleotides long. It is a transcript of the gene gtpbp1l, whose product is annotated as GTP binding protein 1, like. Lineage: Eukaryota; Metazoa; Chordata; Actinopteri; Gadiformes; Gadidae. Gene Ontology annotation, biological process: translational elongation. The transcript has 14 exons. The coding region runs from base 20 to 2041 and encodes 673 amino acids. The record is from RefSeq and is a predicted model, not a curated record. Gene Ontology annotation, molecular function: GTP binding; GTPase activity; translation elongation factor activity.
UGUGGUGGGCGUGUCCUACAUGAAACACAAACACAUCGUCGCUCACAACCAAACAACCAAAGUUAGCCUGUGCAAACUGGUCCGGGAAAUGUCGUUAUUAACUGCGAAAGAACCAGGGAUCGACCCAGACGCCAUGCCGGUGGAGUCCAUAGUACCCGCCUGCAUGUUCGCACCAGACCCAGGGUUUGGGGACGACCUGCCCGACGGAGAGGGCUUCGAAGACGGCGAGGGGACCAACGGCGAGUCCGGGGAUCAUUUAAAUUUCAGUAGUAAGUUAGUCUUGGUCAGUCCGUCGGGGGACCAGUAUGACUCGUUACUACGCCAACUCAGGGAGCGGAUGGAUGAAGGAUGCGGGGAAACCAUCUACGUGGUUGGAAUGGGUUCAGACGGGGGAGACUACGGCCUGGAUGAGAAGGACAUGGAGGCCUCGGCGGCUACGGUGAGGUCGCUGUGCGAGCAGAUCGAGGCCGACCUCAUCUUCCUGCGGGAGCGCACCGAGGCCGGCGGCAGGAUCCGCGACUACCUCAUACGGCGGCGCGUCGGCGAGCUGGACUUCCUGGAAGUCAGGGUGGCGGUGGUGGGCAACGUGGACGCCGGCAAGAGCACCCUGCUGGGGGUGCUGACUCACGGGGAGCUGGACAACGGCCGUGGCUUUGCGCGGCAGAAGCUCUUCAGGCACAAGCACGAGAUGGAGAGCGGCCGGACCAGCAGCGUGGGCAACGACAUCCUGGGCUUCGACCAGGAGGGACAGGUGGUGAACAAACCCGACAGCCACGGGGGGAGCCUGGACUGGACCAAGAUCUGCGAGCGGUCCUCCAAGGUGAUCACCUUCAUUGACCUGGCGGGCCACGAGAAGUACCUGAAGACCACCGUGUUCGGCAUGACGGGACACAUGCCCGACUUCUGCAUGCUCAUGGUGGGCAGUAAUGCAGGCAUCGUGGGGAUGACCAAGGAGCACCUGGGCCUGGCGCUGGCCCUCAACGUGCCUGUGUUCGUGGUGGUCACCAAGAUAGACAUGUGCCCCGCCAACAUUCUCCAAGAGACGCUAAAGCUAUUACAGAGACUACUGAAGUCACCGGGCUGCAGGAAGAUCCCCGUCCUGGUCCAGAACAAAGACGAUGUCAUCGUCACCGCAUCCAACUUCAGCUCUGAGAGGAUGUGUCCCAUCUUCCAGAUCUCCAAUGUGACCGGGGAGAACAUGGAGCUGCUCAAGAUGUUCCUCAACCUGCUGUCGUGUAGGACGGCCUACAGCGACGAUGAGCCCGCCGAGUUCCAGAUAGACGACACCUACUCUGUACCGGGUGUGGGCACGGUGGUGUCGGGCACCACGUUACGGGGCCUGAUCCGCCUCAACGACACCCUGCUGCUGGGCCCAGACCCCCUGGGCACCUUCAUCCCCAUAGCCGUCAAGUCCAUCCACCGCAAGCGCAUGCCGGUCCGCGAGGUCCGUGCUGGACAGACCGCCUCCUUCGCCCUCAAGAAGAUCAAGCGUUCGUCGAUAAGGAAGGGCAUGGUGAUGAUCUCUCCUAAGCUGACCCCCCAGGCCACCUGGGAGUUUGAGGCUGAGAUCCUGGUGCUCCACCACCCCACCACCAUCUCCCCCCGCUACCAGGCCAUGGUGCAUUGUGGGAGCAUCAGGCAGACGGCCACCAUCCUGACCAUGAACAGGGACUGUCUGCGUACCGGCGACAAGGCCACGGUCCACUUCCGCUUCAUCAAGACCCCCGAGUACAUGCACUGUGACCAGCGGCUUGUGUUCAGGGAGGGCCGCACCAAGGCUGUGGGCACCGUCGUCAAGCUGCUGCAAGCGGUGAACACGCAAGCGGCCCGGGCCCAGCAGGCCAAGAUGCUUGCCCUGAAGAAGAAGGAGGGCACAGCAACACCGGACGAGACCGGGACCGUGGCAAGACCAGGAAGCCCCUCUUCACAGCCCAAGACUGGCAGCGGUCGGAGAAGAGGCGGCCAGCGACACCGUGGCAAGGGUCUCAACGCCACCAUCCCUACGGCAACCACUCCCCCAGCAGCGGCAGGAACCGCCUAGCAACGCCAUAGUCCCAGUCCCCCCCCCCCCCCC